Messenger RNA from Fusarium vanettenii 77-13-4, 1158 nucleotides. RefSeq lists its product as uncharacterized. The coding region runs from base 1 to 1158 and encodes 385 amino acids. The transcript has 5 exons. Gene Ontology annotation, molecular function: epoxide hydrolase activity. The record is from RefSeq and is a predicted model, not a curated record. Lineage: Eukaryota; Fungi; Ascomycota; Sordariomycetes; Hypocreales; Nectriaceae. Gene Ontology annotation, biological process: epoxide metabolic process.
AUGGUAGACAACUCGUCAACACCCGUGCCUCAUCAGGUUCUGGCGUCGGUGAAUCUCAGGCCUUUCACUGUUUCUGUUCCUCAGUCUCGCAUCGACAAUCUGAAGACACUCCUUAGCGUAUCCCCAGUUCCACCUCCAAAUUUCGAAAACUCGCGUUCGGAUGGCUCGUAUGGAGUCACAAGAGAUUGGAUGGGCGCCGCGUUGGAGUAUUGGAAGAAGACUUAUGACUGGCAACAAUGGGAAGGAGUCCUCAACAAGAUCCCGCAGUUCCAGGUGGAAAUAGAAGACGAUGACAGGUCUCGAUAUGAUGUGCAUUUCAUGGCCAUAUUCUCGGCGAGCCCAAGAGCUAUUCCUGUACUUUUCUUACAUGGAUGGCCUGGCUCCGUUGUCGAGUUUCUGCCAUUGAUGCUUCAUCUGAAGUCACAAUUCGAUGCGAACCCAGCGGCGUUUGGCUACCAUAUCAUUGUCCCAUCUCUGAUAGGUUUUGGGUGGUCUAGCCCUCCGCCAAGCACCAAAGACUUUCGCUUCGAGGAUAACGCCCGUCUACUAUCCAAACUGAUGACGAAUCUGGGGUUUAGCAAAACCGGCUAUGUGGUCCAAGGUGGGGAUAUUGGCUCGCCUAUUGCAUGCAGUCUUGCUUCACAAGACCCAGCUUGCAAGCUUGUUCAUGUCAACUUGUUUGUCAUGUCGCCCCCGGAAGGGUUUGACGAAAGUCACAUGCAUGAGUAUCAGUUCUCCGACGAGGAAUUGACGGGCCUGCAACGCGGCAAGACCUUUUGGACCCACGGAACAGCUAGGCAUCGCAAUAGGAAAAUGGUCGAGUGGUCUGAUCAGACCCCGACUCUCGACCUCAUCCUCACGAAUGUGUGCCUCUACUGGUUCAGCGGAUGUCUACCGACGUCUUUGUGGAGCUACCGGCAGAUGAUGAGUGGUGGAAAUCCAUCAACUGGAUGGGAACACGUCAACGCGCCAAUGGGGUUCUCGGCCUUCAAGUAUGAAUCUGGCAACCCUCCGAAGGCAUGGAUAGACACCACUGGCAAGGUCAAGUGGUACAGGUGGCAUGCCGAGGGUGGUCACUUUGCGGCUUUGGAACAACCGAUGGUACUUUGGGGUGAUGUGGUUGAGUUUAUAGAGUCCACGAAUAUGUUUUCUCAGUGA